This is a messenger RNA of Salarias fasciatus (jewelled blenny), 1200 nucleotides long. RefSeq names its product angiopoietin-related protein 5-like. The record is from RefSeq and is a predicted model, not a curated record. Gene Ontology annotation, biological process: regulation of immune response; negative regulation of T cell activation. The coding region runs from base 152 to 934 and encodes 260 amino acids. The transcript has 6 exons. NCBI's taxonomy places the organism in Eukaryota, Metazoa, Chordata, Actinopteri, Blenniiformes, Blenniidae.
AACAUUAAGUGAAUCAUAGAGAGGAGCAUCCUGGUUCCAGCUCUGCUAUAUAUUCUGAGGCAACAGCAGGACGGACACACUCUUCCUGAGGGAUCAGGUCAGGAAGACAUCAAACUGUUCGGACCAACCUGUCUCUGCUCCUCAGGUCAGAAUGAAGAUGCUGAUUGGACUUUGUGGACUGAUCUUGGUCCUUCUUUCCAGCGUCACAGCACAACUGCAGAAACGUCCGGUUGAUGUGUUUUCUCAGGGAUCGGACUGCACUGAGAUUAAGAGGCUCCUGCCAGAGUCACGCAGCGGAGUUUAUAUGAUCCAACCUGCUGCAAGCAGAAUCCCCUUCAAGGUGUUCUGUGAGAUGCGUCCCGAUGGCGGCUGGACGGUGAUUCAGAGACGCACCGGAGCUGCAGUUUCCUUCAGAAGGAACUGGGCUUCAUAUGAAGCUGGUUUUGGUCAGCUGACAGGGGACCACUGGCUGGGUUUGGAGAAGAUUCACUGGCUGACCCGGUCCAAGAGGACGACCUUGAGGGUGGACCUGUGGGACCAUGAAGGUGGAACCGCUUACGCCGAAUACAAGAACUUUAAUCUGGGGAAUCGAAACACGACUUACGAACUCCACGUGGGGAGAUACUCAGGAACUGCGGGUGACGCCAUCCGAGGUGAAAAGUAUGAAAUGGACCAGAAUGGCUUUGGCUUCAGCACGUCGGACAGAGACCACGACGACUGCGACCCCUGCAUCUCCGGCAAAAUCACCGUGUCAGAAUGCGCCCAGUCGGACGGCGGGUGGUGGUUCAGCCGGUGUGGCUCCGCCGCUCUGAAUGGUGACUACCACGAGUCCGGCGACCACAUCGGCAUGAAAUCGGGCCUCCACUGGAGGACCUGGAAGAAGCCGACGCCUUACUCGGCCAAGGCCACCAGAAUGAUGAUCAAGUCUGAGUGAGAUGAGCCUUUCAUUCCCUGUGGAAAAACAUUCAUGUCAUUAAACAAAGUGACAAACUGAGCUGAGUGACUCAUUUAUAACUUUUACCUGAGCGUAGAAUAAAAGGAUUGCCAAAUCACCCGACAUGUAAAACUCGUUUCCACAGAUUCUAUCAACUCAACUUUGGGCCCCAGCCAGUAUUUGAACCCAGGACCUUCUUGCUGUGAGGCAAGAGCGCUAACCACCACGCCACCGUGCAGCCCUAGGCCACCAGAAUGAUGAUCAAG